Molecule: messenger RNA, 447 nt
Organism: Eimeria mitis
Lineage: Eukaryota; Apicomplexa; Conoidasida; Eucoccidiorida; Eimeriidae
Exons: 1
Coding region: 1-447 (148 amino acids)
Source: RefSeq, a predicted model, not a curated record
AUGGAGCAGCAGGAGGACGUGCGGCAGCAGCAACAGAUGCAGCAACAGCAGCAGCUGCAGCACCAGCAACAGGUGCAGCAGCAGCAACAGAUGCAGCAGCAGAGAACAGCUAGGAGACAGGAGGAGACAGCGAGAAGGAGAGAGACAGAGACAAACAAAACACCACCAACAAAACAAAACAUAUAUAAUACAAAAAAACUAAACAAACAAACAAACACAACAACAACAGCAACAGCUGUAGCAGUAGCAACAACAGAAUCAGCAACAACAGCAACAGCAGCAGCAACAACAACAACAGCAGCAGCAGCAGCAGCAGCAGCAAAAGACUUACUGCUGCAGCUCUGGGUGUGGCAGCACAUGGACUUGCGGGGAGAAGGAGGCAUGCGCCUUUCUGUAUCGGUACAGCUCCUGAAGCACCAGCAGCAGCAGCAGCAGCAGCAGCAGUAG